CUAAUAACUUGACUCUUUAUAGUUUGUUAGGCAGAGACAGAUAUUACAAAAUGAAACUGUUGGUUCUGUUUUCUUUCUUUGCGUGUGUUGCUUUAGCGGCUGCGCAAACCCCUUGCGUGUCUCCGGGUGUCUUCGAAGCAAAAGCAUAUGCGUUCGACCACCACGAACGUAACUUUGUGAUUGGAAAAAUCUCUUAUGAUGAAAAUCAAGAACGGGUUCGUCUAGUUGACGCGGAGUACGAAAACAGCAACUUGGGCCAAUAUGAUACUCUUUACGCUUUCAAAGAAAAAACACAAUACCGUGUUGACAUGAAGACAAAAGAAUGUACGAAAUCCCCACUGACGGGCGACUAUUUUCCUUUUGGAAUCUUCCCUAAAUCAACAUACACUGGAAGUUUUAUCCUUGGAUCUUUGAGUGGACCCGGAACCGGAGUCAUUGUUCAAGAGUGGUAUUACAAGAACGCAGAUGGAGGCGUUUGGGUUCAGCUGUAUACAGAGCACGGUUGCUUACCGAUCCAGGCAAUAUUUAUUGGACAUGACUCUGCUGGGGAAGAAAUCGACUACCAUUAUGAGUACAUGGAUGUGACUCUUGGCGUGCAAGACCCUGCUGUAUUCGACGUCCCGAAAGAAUGCUUGUAAAAUUUUAAAUAAAUCUUACAAUUGCUCGACAUGCAUUAAUUGCGUUGAUGCGUCAUUAGUAAUUCCUAUACCCAAAUGAAAUAAAUUCAAACCAAAAAACUUAA
Ciona intestinalis (vase tunicate) is the source of this 742-nucleotide messenger RNA. Lineage: Eukaryota; Metazoa; Chordata; Ascidiacea; Phlebobranchia; Cionidae. The record is from RefSeq and is a predicted model, not a curated record.